Molecule: messenger RNA, 6907 nt
Organism: Ochotona princeps (American pika)
Lineage: Eukaryota; Metazoa; Chordata; Mammalia; Lagomorpha; Ochotonidae
Gene: ZNF638
Product: zinc finger protein 638
Exons: 27
Coding region: 59-6169 (2036 amino acids)
Biological process (GO): regulation of RNA splicing; RNA splicing
Cellular component (GO): nucleus
Molecular function (GO): zinc ion binding; mRNA binding
Source: RefSeq, a predicted model, not a curated record
AGGGGAGGCGUGCGGGGCGCGCCGUGAGCUUGCGCGGGUUCAGCUAGCACCGCCCGCGAUGCCCCGGGACCGCGCUCCUCCUGAAAGUGCCCUCCGGGCGGUAGCCGGGGCCGCGGAGCCUAGCCCUGGCGCCUCGGGCGCCGGCGCGCUGCAGGUUUCGGACCCGCUGAAGCGCUUUGUGUUAUUCUUGGAAAAUUUCGCACCACUUGUGAAUUCCUUGAACCUGGGCAUUGCAAAUCCACUUCUUUUGGGCCCAUCUCCUUUGCACUUUGCUCAGAUUAAGACUCAGUUGGCUCUUCAGCAGCUGAAUGCCGUUGCCUCACAUGGUUCAGUACCACCUUACACUUUAUUAAAUCAGGCUUUCUUGAAAAUAGCCAUGUCGAGACCCAGGUUUAAUCCUCGAGGAAACUUUCCACUUCCAAGGCCACGAGCACCCAACCCUUCUGGGAUGAGGCCUCCAGGACCAUUUAUGAGGCCUGGAUCUAUGGGUCUUCCAAGAUUUUACCCAGCAGGGAGAGCCCGUGGAAUUCCACACAGAUUUGUUACUCACGAAUCUUAUCAGAACAUGGGACCACAGAGAAUGAAUGUUCAGGUAACUCAGCACCGAACUGAUCCAAGAUUGACCAAAGAAAAAUUGGAUUUUCAUGAAGCACAGCAAAAGAAGGGGAAGCCUCAUGGUAGCCGGUGGGAUGAUGAGCCUCAUAUAUCUGCAUCUGUAGGAGUGAAACAGAGUUCUGUAACACAGGUUACAGAGCAGAGUCCCAAGGUACAGAGCCGUUAUACAAAAGAGAGUGCCUCAAGUAUCUUAGCAAGUUUUGGAUUAUCUAAUGAAGAUCUAGAAGAACUUAGUCGUUAUCCUGAUGAACAGCUAACUCCUGAAAAUAUGCCAUUAAUUUUGAGGGAUAUAAGAAUGCGAAAAAUGGGGCGCCGAUUACCUAAUUUACCCUCUCAAAGUAGAAAUAAAGAAACACUUGGUAGUGAAACAGUUUCAAGUAAUGUGAUUGAUUAUGGGCAUGCAAGCAAAUAUGGCUACACGGAAGAUCCACUUGAAGUGCGUAUUUAUGAUCCUGAAAUUCCAACUGAUGAGGUCAAGAAUGAAUUUCAAUCACAGCAGAACCUUUCUGCAUCUGUUCCCACUCCAAAUGUAAUAUGUAAUUCUAUGUUUCCUGUUGAAGAUGUGUUUCGCCAGAUGGACUUCCCUGGUGAGUCCUCCAGUAAUCAGUCUUUUUUCCCAGUUGAGAGUGGAACCAAGAUGUCAGGCUUACACAUUUCAGGAGGACAGUCAGUACUUGAACCUGUAAAAUCCAUCAGUCAAUCCAUUAGCCAAACAGUUAGCCAGACAAUGAGUCAGUCUCUGAUUCCUCCUUCUGUGAACCAGCAGCCUUUCUCAUCUGAAUUAAUUUCAGCUGUGAACCAGCGAGAGCGGAUUCCACAUAAACCUGUGAUGAGUUCAUCUAAUGUACAUGUUGGCUCAAGAGGAAGUAAGAAGAGUUACCAGUCGGAGGCUGAUCUUCCCAUUCAGUCUCCAUUUGGGAUUGUGAAAGCGUCUUGGUUACCAAAGUUUUCACAUGCUGAUGCCCAGAAGAUGAAAAGACUUCCAACUCCUUCUAUGAUGAAUGAUUAUUAUGCAGCAUCUCCAAGAAUAUUUCCACAUUUGUGUUCUCUGUGUAACGUAGAAUGUAGUCAUUUGAAGGAUUGGAUUCAGCAUCAGAAUACAUCUACUCAUAUUGAGAGCUGUCGACAACUACGUCAACAGUAUCCUGAUUGGAAUCCUGAAAUCCUUCCAUCAAGAAGAAAAGAAGAUGAAACUCCAAGAAGGCGAUCUCAUUCACCCAGUCCCAGACGAUCUAGAAGAUCAAGCUCAAGUCAUAGGUUCCGUCGGUCUCGAAGCCCAAUGCGUUACAUGUACCGACCAAGAAGUCGAAGUCCAAGAAUUUUCCAUCAUUUUGUUUCUAGAUACAGAUCACGAUCUAGAUCCCGUUCACCAUAUAGAAUUAGAAAUCCAUUUAGAGGUAGUCCAAAGUACUAUCGAUCCGUUAGCCCUGAAAGGACAUCACGGAGAUCAGUGAGAUCAUCAGACAGAAAAAAAGCGUUAGAAGAUGUAGGACAAAGAUCUGGACAUGGAACCGAAUCUGGUAAACAGAAGCAUCCAGAAGCAGUGGAUAAAGGACAUUCACCAGCACAAAAGUCCAAAACUGGCAGUGGAACAAAGCCAUCAGUGAAAGCUGCAAGCUCUGCAAAGAGUGAUUCUAAUUUAGGAGGGCAUUCUACUCGAAAACUGAAGAAUCCGGAUGAUGACACCUCACCUGAAUGUAAACAGGUGUCUGACAAAACUGUUUCUGUCCAGCGAAAGGUCCGGAAAGAGCAGUCUUUGCAUUAUGGUUCAGUUCUUCUUGUGUCUGAGUUACCAGAGGAUGGCUGUACUGAAGAAGAUAUUAGAAAAGUAUUUCAACCAUUUGGGAAAGUUAAUGAUAUUCUGGUUGUUCCAUAUAGAAAGGAGGCUUAUUUGGAAAUGGAAUCUAAAGAGGCCGUUACUGCAGUAAUGAAGUACAUUGAAACAACACCUCUUCUGAUAAAAGGAAAAGAUGUGAAAAUACGUAUUCCACCAGGAAAGAAAAAAGUACAGAACAAAGAAGUGAAGAAAAAGACUUUGGAUUCCAAGAAAGUGUCUGGAUCCACAUUAAAAAAAGAUGCAGACUCUUCAAAAACUGCUGAAACUGUUACAUUUACUGCCAAAACUGGACAAGGCAGGACAUCUGCAUCAAAAGUAAUCAAAUCUGCAGGGAAAUCAGCAAGUUCUGUAAAAUCUGUGGUAACAGUAGCUGCUAAAGGUAAAGCAUCAGUCAAAACAGCAAAAUCUACCGGAAAGAAGUCCCUCGAAGCAAAAAAGGCUGGGAAUAUCAAAAGUAAAGAUUCCAAUAAACCUGUGACUGUACCAGAAACCUCAGAAACACUGACUGACGUGGAGGCCAAAGUCACAGAAAACUCCGCUAAACAAUUUGUUUCAGCUGCUUUGGAUGCCACAGAGAAUGAACCAGUUAACAAGGUCAAGGAAAUGUGUGUGGUACUUAUUUCGAAUUUGCCUAAUAAAGGAUAUUCUGUAGAAGAAAUUCGUAACUUGGCAAAACCCUUUGGUGGUUUAAAGGAUAUUUUGAUUUUAUCAUCUCAUAAAAAGGCAUAUAUAGAAAUAAGUAGAAAAGCUGCAGACUCUAUGGUAAAGUUUUAUACCUGUUUCCCAAUAUCCAUGGAUGGAAAUCAACUCUUAAUAAGUGUGGCUCCUGAAAACAUCAAUAUAAAAGAUGAGGAAGCUGUAUUUACAACCUUAAUUAAAGAAAAUGACCCAAAUGCAAAUAUUGAUGAAAUUUACAGUACACUUGUACAUCUUGAGAAUUUACCAGAAGAUGGACUUCAGUGUGUACUUUGUAUUGGACUUCAGUUUGGAAAAGUAGAUCACCAUGUAUUCAUGAAUAAUAAAAAUAAGGCAAUUCUUCAGUUAGAUAGUCCUGAGUCUGCUCAAUCAAUGUACAGCUUUCUGAAAGAUAAUCCACAGAAUCUAGGGGACCAUGUGUUAACCUGCACAUUAUCUCCAAAAAUAGACUCAACAGAGCCUCAAACUGAGAAUGACCAAGGACUAGGAAAAGAAAGCCCUGAUUUGAGAAACAGUCCAGUUAAUGAAACUGAGGUACAGACAGCGACUGAUUUCAACUCAGUUCAGCCUAAUGAGGUUGAUGAAGAAAACACUCUUAGGAAACAAGCAGAAACUUUGGUACAGCAAGAAGAGCCUUACGAGGAAGAUCCUGGAAAAGCACUCUGUGAUUUUGACUUUUCUCUUAAGACAUUGGAAGAUGAAAAUCAAGAAGAGGAGAUCAAAGUAGAAAUUCCUCUUUUCACACCCACUCCUACUAGUAUUGCACUGCUAACUGAAAAUUUAGAGAAGUCUGCUUUAAAUAAGCAGGUCUCUUCCAGCGACUCUGAGAAAGACCAGGUGGAAAUUAAUGCUGAAACAGAAUUAUCAGCAUGUGACAGUGCAUUUAUGGAAGAAAGGAACAUCAAAGACAUUUUAGAAGAAUCUCCAUCUGAAGCAGAUUUCUUUUCGGGAGUUACACAAUCUGUCGUAGAAACUGUAGCUGAAGUGGACAAACAAACAGUUUCAGAAAUAAUGCCAGCUGCUUGUGUUGUGACUUUAGUACCAAGAGUUUCCUCUGGUGAUGAGAAGGCAGUGAGUAAAAAGGGUAAUUCUGAAGAAACUAACACUGAUGAGAAUGAAAACACUGACCUUACUACCAAGGAAACCAGAAUAGAUCUACAAGCAGGAACAGAAGAGGCUGAAAAGAAUGACAUUAAGAUGGUUGCAGAAAAAUUGGAAAAGAUUAUGGCAGCCGUGACAGAGAAACCUGCAGAAAUCACUCUAGUUAAGGCAUACCCAAAUAAAGCAUUGGGACAGACCAAUAAGCCUGAUGAAACUAGUAAAACUAGUGUGUUGGCUGUAUCACAAGUACCCAGCAGUAAAUCAGGCAUCAAGGCUACAAUGAUUUCUACUCCUAAGGCAAAAGCUGCUUCCAAAACUGAAAAUCAGAAGAGUUUUUUUAAAUCUGUGCUCAGAGAUCAAGUAAAUUCUGAAAAGAAACUUGGAUUCAAGGAAUUUGGUCUGUUGAAACCUACAAGUGCCUGGUCAGGCUUGGCAGAAAGCAGCAGUAAAUUCAAACCUAUUCAAAGUGGCAUUAUCAGAGGCGCCAGUGGAAGGAUCACAGCUUUGCAAGGCAAAGAUUCUAAACAGUCUCAGGAAGCAGAGGCUAGAUCUUCCGGCAUGAAAUGGGAUAACUGCAACAAUAAGGAACCAUUAUUUUCAUUUAAUUUGGAUGAAUAUGUGACUGUGGAUGAGGUUAUAGAAGAAGUGAAUCCUCAAGCCAAACAAAAUCCAUUAAAAGGAAAAAAGAAGGAAACUCUUAAAAAUGUUCCUGAUCUUAACUUGAAGAAGAAGAAGGGAAAGACUGCUGGCCCUCAUGGUGUCGAGGGAGAAUUAUCCUUUGUAACAUUGGAUGAGAUUGGGGAAGAGGAAGAUGCAAGUGCACAUCUUGCACAAGCUCUCGUCACUGUAGAUGAAGUAAUUGAUGAAGAAGAAUUAAACAUGGAAGAAAUGGUAAAAAAUUCGAAUUCACUUCUUACAUUAGAUGAAUUAAUUGACCAAGAUGAUUGCAUUUCCCAUAGUGAGCCUAAAGAUGUUACUGUUCUGUCAAUGGCUGAAGAACAGGAUCUGCUCAAACAGGAACGCUUGGUAACUGUGGAUGAAAUUGGAGAAGUGGAAGAACUACCUUUAAAUGAGUCGACAAACCUAACUUUCGCUACUUUAAAUACUAAAGGAGAUGAAGCGAGUAAUGUAAGGGAGUCCAUGGGGUUCAUUUCUUCACAGAUGCCUGAAGACCCUUCUGCUCUGGUUACUGUAGAUGAAAUACAGGACGAUAGCAGUGACUUACAUUUAGUGACUUUGGAUGAAGUAACUGAAGAGGAUGAGGACUCACUUGCUGAUUUUAACAACCUUAAAGAAGAGCUUAAUUUUGUUACUGUUGAUGAAGUUGGAGAGGAGGAAGAUGGAGAUGGUGAUUUAAAAGUAGAGUUAGCACAAAGCAAAAGUGACUGUCCCACAGAUAAAAGGGGAGAUGGAAAGAGAAGAGCUGUGGACACAAAGAAGACAAAACUUGAAGCCUUGUCCGCAGUGGAUGCAGCAAAUGAAAAUGUCAUGGAAGAAGAUCUGAAAGUGAUGAUUGAAAGACACCUAGCAGCUAAGGCACCAACCAAAAGAACCAGAAUUGUGAAAGCACCAUCAUCAGACAAAGCUGCUGGGGUGGACGCAGGCACAGUUGAAGAGGCCUUUCAAAUUGAUGGAGUUGAUGAAGAAUCUGAAUUAAAGGAUUUGGAACCAGAGGAAAAACGCAAGAAAAUUGAAGACUCUUUAGGCAGAUCAGUGGCAUCUGAUAUCCCUGAAGAUUUAGACUUCCUUGUACCGAAGGCUGGAUUCUUCUGUCCAAUUUGUUCGCUUUUCUACUCAGGUGAAAAGGCAAUGACAAAUCAUUGCAAGAGCACACGUCAUAAACUAAAUACAGAGAAAUUCAUGGCCAAGCAAAGAAAAGAAAAGGAGCAGAGUGAGGCUGAAGAAAGAAGCUCUAGGUGAUGGGGGCAGAAAAGGGAAAAAAUCUGUUAGAAAUUUGUUUAGGGUCCAGUUGAUUUGUGUAUUUUUGUUAUCACUUAAUUUGUAAUUUUUGUUUAAGAAGCGAAUAUUCAUGUUGUACAAAUUUCUGAUUACGCUUAAUGUAGAGACUGAUGGGGAAAGUAUGAUGGGUUUGAUUUUUAUAUCAAAUCAUCAGGCAUGGAGAAAUAUCUUUUAGAAGUGUUAAAAUAAAUGUUCCUACUGUAUAUUUAAAAUAAGUCUUGUGGCUGAUUUAUUGAGGACUUACUUGACUGAUUGUAGACAAGAUUCUUCUUUAACCUCUGUAAUUUGGGUUCUGUAGGGAUUCUUCGUGUAUUGCUGAAAAUCAAAGCAGACAGUGUUAUAAUCUGCUCUAACUGGGUGCAGGUCAAAUUUCCUAAAGCUCACGUUUUAACAUUAGGACGCCUCAUAUUUGACCGUAAGUUUCAGUAAAGCGUUGUUUGAUGAUUUUCAAGAAGAAAACUUUUCUGUUCCUGAUAACAUCUCUUGUUUCUGCCAGGAUCUUUUAAAAAUAGAAUCUAAGGGUGCAUUUACAGAGCACCCUUAACUUCCUCUGGACCAUCCCCUGUUGUUUUUUAAACCAUUAGAAUCACUACAUAAUAUGUAAGAAGUUGUAAAGGUACAAAAGAGUGAUUCAGUGAGUUAUUAGGAAGACAUGGCCCAGUGGGGCUGUACUAUAGAUGAAAGUCUGUUGGUUUUUAA